Molecule: messenger RNA, 995 nt
Organism: Tricharina praecox
Lineage: Eukaryota; Fungi; Ascomycota; Pezizomycetes; Pezizales; Pyronemataceae
Product: OSCP/delta subunit of ATPase
Exons: 4
Coding region: 197-844 (215 amino acids)
Biological process (GO): proton motive force-driven mitochondrial ATP synthesis
Cellular component (GO): membrane
Molecular function (GO): proton-transporting ATP synthase activity, rotational mechanism
Source: RefSeq, a predicted model, not a curated record
GACUCCUCAUGUUGGGUCUAGUCACGUGUUUUCCUCGCUUCUGAUUGGCUGCGGCUUUGACGAUUCGUUGUUUCGGUUGUCCCCCAUCACUUUUCUCCCGAGAUCGACCCCCCCCCCAUCCAUCAAGGCCCAGUUCUACAUCAUCAACCCGCACCCCCCACGCACUCUCCCCUCCGUACACAUAGCCGCCGCCGCCAUGUUCUCUGCCCGCUCCGUCGCCUCCGUUGCCCGCACCGGUGCCCGCACCUUCGCUGCCGCCGCCCCGGGUAAGUCGAUGAAGCCUCCGGUCGCCCUCUUCGGCGUUGACGGAACCUACGCAUCGGCCCUUUACACUGCCUCCGCUAAGACCUCGAGCCUCGAUGCUACCCACAAGGCGCUCACGUCCCUUAAGGGUGUCCUCGCCAAGGACCCCAAGCUCGUCCGCAUCCUCGCCUCGCCUACCCUCAAGACCGACGAUAAGAAGCUGGUCAUCGCCGAGGUCAUGAAGGCUGCUGGUCAGGACAAGUCGAUCAAGAACCUCCUCGAGGUUCUGGCCGAGAACAACCGUCUCGGACUCGUUGGCGGUAUCGUCGAGAAGUUCGAUGUCCUGAUGGGUGCUCACCGCGGUGAGAUCGAGGCCAUCAUCACUUCCGCUACUCAAUUGGAUGCGAAGACCGUGAGCAAGUUGGAGGCCGCCAUCUCCAAAUCGCCGCUCAUCGGAGCUGGCAAGAAGCUGAAGACCACCAACAAGGUUGAUCCCUCCAUCAUCGGAGGCCUUGUUGUCGAGGUUGGUGACCGGACCAUCGAUCUGUCCAUCUCCUCCAAGGUCGCCAAACUCAAUAAGAUGUUGACCGACGCUUUGUAAAUGCUCAACCUCGUUGCCCGAUUUCUUUUUGUGCGAUGGGAGGUAGUCAAUCGGCGGUUUUGUCGCAGCGGGACGGAUGGAUCGGAUCAGGGGGUGAUGUCAUUAUAGACUGUCAAUAGUUUCUAGCACGGCGGACGUGUACGGCCUUGAA